Leptosia nina is the source of this 669-nucleotide messenger RNA. NCBI's taxonomy places the organism in Eukaryota, Metazoa, Arthropoda, Insecta, Lepidoptera, Pieridae. The record is from the annotation of a GenBank genome assembly.
AUGAGUUUACAGUGGACGAUAAUCGCGACGUUUUUAUACGUCGAAAUUGCGGCGGUAUUGCUUCUAACUUUGCCGAUCGCUAGUCCUUCGAGAUGGCAGAAGUUCUUCAAAUCGAAGUUUCUAGCGUUUAUAUAUGGACAAGCCUCGAUAUACUUUCUUGUAUUGAUCGGAGUAUUGAUUCUCUGCCUACUUGAUGCUAUUCGUGAGAUGCAAAAGUAUUCUAACAUCGAGGCGACAGACCAUCAGCAUCUUGAUGCAGAAAUGCAGGGAAACAUGCGGCUAUUCCGCGCUCAAAGGAAUUUCUACAUCUCUGGCUUUGCACUGUUCCUUUUGAUCGUCAUUCGCCGGUUAGUGCAGAUGAUAUCUGAAUUGGCCACUCUAUACGCGCAAUCUGAGGCAAAUCUACGCCAAGCGCAAAGCGCAUCGGCUACAGCAAGGACUCUCUUGUCUCAGCAAGGAGAGGGUGAUUCUAAGAAUAAGAAAGAAGUCGAAGAUCUACGAAGUCAAAUCUCUCUUUUAGAAAAAGAAUUGUCGAAAGAGAAGAAGGACAAGGAAGCUGUCAAAUCACAAGCAGAAAGUUUGAAUAAAGAAUAUGACAGGCUAUCGGAAGAGCACAGUAAAUUGCAGAAGAAGCUAACCGUUGCUGGCGGUGAUAAGAAAGAUGAGUGA